Molecule: messenger RNA, 3395 nt
Organism: Harpegnathos saltator (Jerdon's jumping ant)
Lineage: Eukaryota; Metazoa; Arthropoda; Insecta; Hymenoptera; Formicidae
Product: LIM and SH3 domain protein Lasp
Exons: 6
Coding region: 59-913 (284 amino acids)
Cellular component (GO): focal adhesion
Molecular function (GO): actin filament binding
Source: RefSeq, a predicted model, not a curated record
UGCGAGAUUAGGGAUUAAAAUAUGGCACAAGCAGUGUUUCAAGUGUCAGGGCUGCGGAAUGACCCUGAACAUGCGGACGUACAAGGGUUUCAACAAACAGCCGUACUGCGAGGCACACAUACCAAAAGCCAAAGCCACCACGAUGGCGGAGACACCGGAGCUGAAGCGCAUCGCUGAGAACACGAAGAUCCAGAGUAACGUGAAGUACCACGCCGAGUUCGAGAAGGCGAAGGGGAAGUUUACGCAGGUCGCGGACGAUCCGGAGACCCUCAGAAUCAAGCAGAAUAGCAAGAUCAUCUCGAACGUCGCUUAUCACGGCGAGCUCCAGAAGAAGGCGAUCAUGGAGCAGAAGAGGACGAUGACCGGGGAAAAUGGCGAGCAGAUAGAGUACGUAGAGUACACAGACGGCACUAUCGCCCCUGCGUCGAGUAUAAACGCCAAUCCGCCGCCUGCAAGGACGGCGAAUUCGCCGGUACAGAGGACACCAGGUAGGAUCGCCGAUUACGAUCCGCUUAGCGAGGCGAGGCCGAGCCCGUAUUCCGCAAGGCAAGCCGCCACCACUGUCAUUUAUACGAGCGACAAGGGACCAGUGACGAAUCCACCGACACGGAAAAUCGGCUCGGUCGCCGACAUCGACCCGGUGAACGAGUACUACGGAUCGCUGACGCCAGCUACGAACAAUAAUCACGUCUCUCAGCAUCAACCGCCGCCGCCACCGCCUUCCAACGUUGGGCGGGUAUACAGAGCGAUAUACGAUUACGAGGCGCAAGACCUGGACGAGGUGAGCUUCUACGACGGCGACCUGAUCGUCAACUGCACAGCCAUCGACGAGGGCUGGAUGACCGGGUUGGUGCAGCGCACGGGACGGCAGGGCAUGCUACCCGCUAAUUACGUCGAGCCGGCGCAGAUUUGAACAUCUUCCACGUCGAGCUUCCGCUAAAUCGUCGCCGCCACCACUUGGCUCGGGGCGCUCUCGCCGAAGGGAGAGCCGGCGUUAAACGAGAUGCGCGAUACAAUACUCGAGAUAGGGCUUCUAAUACUUGACUCUUGUUACUUGCGAGGUUACUCGUGCGAUCGAAACGACGAGUUGUGUCGUCGUCUGUGCAAUUGAUCCUUCCCAAAAAUCGGUAGAAUGACAUUCGGCACUUUCACCCAAAUUCGACCGUGAAGUUUGUUUGGACAAACUUGAGCUUUCGAAGUACGAUGAGUGGAAUGAAGAAAAACGCCAGAGUUGCCGUUUUUCUUACGAACGAACCUCUCGAGAAGGGGGAUUUCACGCGCGCGCGAGUACUCUCGCAAUUGAUUUCCAAAAUGACAAUAUACGUAUAGUUUUAUAUACAAACAAACAAACACACACACACACAUACACACACACAUCAUACAAACACUUAUACAUUAGAAUUCCAUGGUGGGACCAAACUCCAUACAACUGCGAUAAAUUGUGCCGAGUAUAGAGCAAAAAAGAAAACAAACUGGCUGACGGCUUGUGGAGUGAGUUCACGAGUGCCGAGAAACGUGCAACGAUCAGGGAGAAUCGGCUGGAGAGAAAGCACGCGUCGUUCUCUCGCGACGCACACUUGUUGUACAAAGAGUAUCACUUGUUUUCUCUUCUUCGUUAUUAUUCGACGUUAUCGGAAAUCGCGCGAUCGUCAUUCCUUCGUCUCGAUGUUUUCCUCCUCGAAGCUUACAAUCGUGAGUUUACGUGAGAUGCGAGUUAGAAGAGUCACUUGACGGAAGGCGUCAAGUCGCUCGAAUGAUUGGAACCACCGUUUCGUCACGCUCGUAUUUGUUAAUCAUUUAUUCUCUUUACUGGUGUGUGAGAAUUUUACGUUACCUGUUGUCCGAUUGCAAAACUCUAACGCGUCAGUCAGAUUUUCAGUAUAUUCCUGAUCGUUUUGCAUUUGUAGCCGCUGCGUUCUUCGUUGUCUGUUCCGUUUCUUCUCGUGUUUAUCUUCCUCCAGCCUUCCUUCCUUUCUUCGAGGAUGUUCACAGAGUAGCUACCUUAGCCGUGAUAAUAUCCGAUCUAUGUCUAUAUCUAACGAAACGUAGGAACAAAUUUUCCUUUUGGCAUUUCCCAACCGAAACGAAAGGAAACGGCGUAAAAAGUGUGCCUUACGUAUACAGGCUGUUGAUUUUAAUAGCGAUAUAUAAAGUCUUUUUUCAUCUUCUUAACUAUAACAUAAAGAUAAAUGCAUGAGACCGCACCGCGUCGGGAUAAGCGUAACCGAGGGAGCAAGAGCAAAUAUUUAUCGUACGGAGAAUACGUUCAGAAGCGCAUUUUUACUCGCCCUUUACACGAAUAAUCUUGAAGACGAAAUCGAUCGGGAUAACACAGGGACCACGCAAGUGCCUUGCCUUCUCCUCUUCUUCCUUUAACUACGGAGCGCGAAAGUGAUCGUUAAGUAUUCGUAAAUUCAACCAGUCGUCGUCCGUGUCCGCUUAAACGACAAUUAACCGACAUUUAUCGCAUAGCUUUUAAGUUUCCUUGUUUUCCUCUUGUAUCUCGUACGGUCCACCUUGUAAGCUUCGCAACUUGUUCUCUGAAAUUGCAUUUACGUAAUAUUUAUUAAGUCUAAGUUCCGGCGUAUCUGAGGUUACCGAGCGACUCGAGGAUCUUUUUUAAAAUCGCUGCGCCGAAGUGAAGAUUGAACUGUUUUAUGCCAGCGCCGCGUCGCGUCGUUCAACGCGCGCGCGAGCACGCGCGACGACGCCGACUGCACGGCUCGUCGCUCUUUUAAUCUUUUCUUUCCCUUUUACAUUAAUAAUUAAACUCCCGAGGGUGUGAUAGUCGAUUUUAAAUUGACGCGGUGUGGAACACCGUGGAGACGUGUCGCGUCGCCGUCACGAGAUGCUUCCUGGCAGUGUCUUUCCUCUACAUCUUUUAUCUUUCAACGAACAUUAUUGUGUCUCCAAAUCGGUAAUCGUUCACGCUUGAUAUCGAAGUGGUUCCUCAGAGACGAAACAUCGUAUUUACCUGAACAGAGACACGGAUGUCAUUAUAUGCGCGCCGUCGUGGACGAAGCGCGUCGCGCGAUGCACAGGACGGCGAGACGUGUGUGUAAAGCUGUCGUGUAGUAAGUAGAACUCACGUCCGUCGCACGCGCGCGUCGUCUCCGUUGGCUCUCGUUUAUAUAUAUAUAUAUAUAUAUAUAUAUAUAUAUAUAUGUACGAGCGAAGAGAGAGAGAGAGAGAGAGAGAAUCGAUAUUUUUUUGGAAACACGUUACAACUCAGCACUCCUGUAAUUAUUAGAUCGCUGACGAGAAAGGAUUUAUACGGCAGACUUUUCACUGCGAACAUACAGAAGUAUAUGUUAGCGUUGUGUUUAGACAGAUAAUAUUCUAUUAUAAUAUCGAAUCGUAAAUAAUGAAACAUGUGUAUGUUAUGUAAACCUUGA